Liolophura sinensis is the source of this 1976-nucleotide messenger RNA. RefSeq lists its product as uncharacterized. The record is from RefSeq and is a predicted model, not a curated record. Gene Ontology annotation, cellular component: membrane. Lineage: Eukaryota; Metazoa; Mollusca; Polyplacophora; Chitonida; Chitonidae.
AUGACAGCUAUUCAGGAUGGUCCGGGGGUUGGGGACGAGGGUUUCUCCUCCCGGCUGGGUCUCAUCCUAUCUUGUAUGGGCUGUAUGGUAGGGACAGGAAACAUCUGGAGGUUCCGAAUCGUAGCAGAGAACAGUGAUGGGAAGGGCUGUCUCGUAUUCCUACUUGUAUGGUUACUUUUCCUUCUCUUCUGGUCAAUACCAAUGCUGCUUAUCGAGUACGCGAUUGGUCGAUUUACUGGGAAAGCUGUUGUCCAAUCAUUUCGUCAGUUUCUCGGAGACACGGCGAUCUGGAUGGGAGGAUGGGUUACGUUCAUCCCUAUCGUAAUGGGAUGCUGGUACUCUGUCGUCCUGGGCUGGUGUUUUUAUUAUGCCUUUCAUUGUAUGACCACACCAUUACCUACUAACCAGACUGAAAGCAAGAGGAUUUUCGACGCUUUUGCCGUAGAAUCCAACUGGCCAGUGUUGACUCACUUUAUUUCCGUUCUCAUCGCUUCGCUCUCCGUUAUCAAAGGUGGGAGGACGAUAGAGAAGGUGAACAUGGUGACUGUACCUGUCUUUCUCGUUCUCAUCAUCUUUACGUUUAUCUGGGCAGUAUCCAGGACAUACGCCGACCACGGAUUACGUUUUUUCUUCACGCCUAACUGGGAAUCGCUGGCGGAUCCCCGAACUUUUGUUGACGCUUUGGCUCAGAAUGCUUUCGAUACGGGUGCCGGAUCGGGGUUGAUGCUGGCCUAUUCUACUUACAUGAGCCAUAACGGGGUGGUGAGGUAUGCUACCCUCAUCCCAGCCUGUAACAACCUCAUCAGCUUAGUCUGUGGGAUGUCUAUAUUCAGCAUCGUGUUCUCCGUGCUGAAGACAAGCAGACCGGAAAUGAAUCAAACCGACAUCUUGGACGUCAUUCAAGACAGCGGGCCGGCGAGCACCGGGUUGACGUUUAUUUGGUUGCCAGUGCUCUUUUCAUCUGUCGGCUCUAUAGGAAGAUGUUUGGCUGUGAUAUACUUUCUGUGCUUGUCCCUCGCCGGUAUAACAAGCAUGAUCGCUUAUUUUGAAAUAGCAGCCCAGACCUUGAGAAAUCUAGGAGUUCCACGGUAUAUUGGAGUUCCAUUGUGUUUCUUUGCGAUAUUCGCUGGCGGACUGCCUUCUGCACUUUCCGUAUUAGUUUUGACCAAUCAGGACUUUGUAUGGGCGUUUGCCCUGGUGAUCAGCGGACUGAUGCUUCAGCUUCUUGUCAUCAAAUACGGUUCGUCCAAAUUCCGAAGCGUCGUCGUAAACGACUACAGCACAUCGGACUGGUAUCUGCCAAAACUCUGGGAGUGGAUUGUCAAAUUUAUAGCACCGCUUGAGGCUCUCGCCAUUUUAAUAUGGUGGGCUGUGGAUCUCAUCAUGACAAACGUCAGCGAGGGUAUUCCUUGGUACACUUUUAGCACUGAAUCCUUCACCGCUACGCUCCUACAGUGGGCGAUCCUCCUGGUACUGAUGGGCGGGAUCAAUGUGGGCGUGAUUUACUGUCAGGCACGUCAAUCACCUCUGGACAAAACGGAGGAAAAGCCUUUGGAGUUGGAUGAGGACAGAAUAACCCCCGAGGAUUACGGUGCAGUGGAAAACACGAACGCGUAUGUCAAAUCGGAGGACUGACCGUAGCAUUACACCGUAAAGGAGUCAAACCGUGCAGUGGACUGGUCUGCCGUUUUCGUUCAGCGUCGUAUUUAAAAGAAGUUAUUCUAAAGUUAAAGGUCGAGGUCACGAAGUUUUUUGAUUUAGUAGAUUAUAAAAAAUAAUUUAUUCAUUUUUGUUCCUAAAAGGUUAACAUAUCCUUUGUUACCUCAGGGGAUCCAUGUGAUUAAUUUUUCCUAACUGAUUCUAGGUUUACUAGUCGAUUUUCCAAUCAGUUCAAAAUACAAACACUAUACUGAAGAUAUUACUCUAGUUUAUUACUACAGUGUAACUAAAAUGUGAUGAAUAUUAAUAAAGAUCAA